This is a messenger RNA of Prunus dulcis (almond), 2265 nucleotides long. Its product is annotated as coiled-coil domain-containing protein SCD2-like. Gene Ontology annotation, biological process: cytokinesis by cell plate formation. Bases 249 to 1844 code for a protein of 531 amino acids. NCBI's taxonomy places the organism in Eukaryota, Viridiplantae, Streptophyta, Magnoliopsida, Rosales, Rosaceae. The record is from RefSeq and is a predicted model, not a curated record. The transcript has 17 exons.
UCCUCUCCCGCGAAACGUGCAUCAACGUCAAUCCAACCUGGAACGGCACCGUUUGGCCUCAACAUUCCAUUUCAACCCCCGCACAACCUGUCCUUGACCCAAAACUGAAGGGGAAAAGGCCCCUCUUCUUCUUCCCUCUCCAGUCCUUCUCAGUCCACCCUCCGAUUUCACUUCGAUUUUGUCGAGAAGAAUCUCAGCUCCAUUUCAGAGCAACACACAUAUUUAUAUACCCGCAUACACACAUAUUGAUGGAUCGGAGGAGACCUGCGAGUCCGGUGUACUCGCGGCAGUGGAGCGGAGGUUCGAGCAGCCCGGGGUCUUCUCCGGCGAUGUCUCCGGCGCACCCUCACUCUCGUCUUAAUCCGUCCGUCACCGGAAUCUCCACUGUCAAGCGAAAUCAAAACGUCGCUGCCAAAGCAGCGGCACAGCGGCUGGCUCAGGUCAUGGCUUCUCGGGCCACCGGCGAUGACGACGACGACGACGACGAUCUCGGGUUUCGGUUUGCUCAGCCGCCUCAUGCACCUUCUUCUCUGUCCGGCAAUGGUUUUAAUAACGGUGCAAAGGCUCUUCCUGCGAUUUCGGUGACUCGGCCUAAUAGAUCUCCGUCUCCUGCGUUAGGUCGGAACUUUGUAGAGCAUACAACCUCAGUUCGUUCCACAUCAGCAGGAAGACCCUCUAUGUCGGUUCGUUCAUCGACGGUAGUGCCACCCAGCAAAUCCUCGGUUAGAACUCCAGUAGCCAUACCUCCAAUUGAUCCUCCUUCUAAUAGAAACAGAGAUAAAAGGUUUAUGCCAGAUAUUGGACAGUUCAACUCAAUAGCCCCAGGAGAUGAGCGUGAAGCUUCUGACCUUCGUGAUCGACUUGAUAUGCUACAAGAAGAUCAUGAGAUUGCACUUGAGAAGCUUCGCCUUGCUGAAGAAAGACAUGCGCAAGCAGAGGCCAGAGCUAAGGAGCUUGAGAAACAGGUUGCUAACCUUGGAGAAGGUGUAAGCAUGGAAGCUAAAUUGUUAAGCAGGAAGGAAGCAGCUUUGCGUUCAAGAGAGGCUGCUCUCAUCGCUGCGAAACAGAACAAGGAUGGGAAAGAUGAGGAAAUUGCAACUCUUCGUUCAGAAAUUGAGAACUUAAAAGAUGGUGCUGCAGCAGCGGUCGAGCAUCUCCGAGAAGCAGAAUCUGAAGCAAAGUCUCUUCGCUCAAAGACACAAAGAAUGAUUUUAACGCAAGAAGAGAUGGAGGAAGUUGUUCUGAAGAGAUGUUGGCUUGCUCGCUAUUGGGGUUUAGCAGUGCAGUAUGGCAUAUGCGCAGAUAUAGCCUUGUCGAAGCAUGAGCAUUGGUCAUCUUUAGCUCCUCUUCCGUUUGAAGUUGUCAUUUCUGCUGGACAAAAGGCAAAGGAAGAUUCUUGGGAUAGAGGUAGUGACGACCCAGAUAGAAGUAAGAUAGUUCGGGAUUUAAGCGACCUCACUGGCGAAGGAAAUAUUGAGAGUAUGCUUUCAGUGGAGAUGGGUUUGAGGGAAUUAGCUUCUCUAAAGGUUGAGGAUGCUGUUGCGCUUGCAUUGGCCCAACAUAGACGUCCAAAUUCUGUUCGGCAGUCUGGUUUAGAGUUGUGCAAGGUUUUUGUUAAGGACUGGAGCGGAAAGAAUUUCACAACAAUGCUUACCGUCUCGUUGUUUGAAUUUCAGAUUCCAAAUCACCUGGUGACCCAAAAUUUAUGGAGGCAUUUGAUCUUAGUGAAGAAGAGGUUGAAGAUAUUUCUUUCAAAGUGGCUUGGCUCACUUACUUUUGGAGAAGAGCUAAAGAACAUGGUGUGGAGGAGGACAUCGGCGAAGACAGGCUUCAUCUUUGGAUAAGCCGCGGUGCACAGACACCAACUUGCCACGAUGCCGUGGAUGUGGAGCGUGGUUUAUAUGAGCUGAGGAAGCUGGGGAUAGAACAGCAACUUUGGGAAGCAUCCCGUAAGGAGAUCGAUCAGCCCAUCUCAGUUUCUAGUAAUCAUAAAUCUGCUGCAGAUUUUGACACCUCUUCAUGAUAGAUGCUGCCUUCAGAUUGUUGCUUACAUUAUAUAUCAAUUCUUUUUUUCUUUUUUAUACUCCAUUUCUUUACAUGAAAUUCUAGUGCAAACUCUAGAAUCUCUCUCUCUUCUCUCUCUCUGUGUCUGAAGAACUAGAAUCCGCUGUAUAAUUAAAGUGAGCUGGGAUUGUAUUACAGAUAUCACUCCAUUUUUUCGUGUAAUCAAAUCCACUUCUUUUUCUCCUUGUGAGGGUUUGCAAA